Molecule: messenger RNA, 2181 nt
Organism: Carcharodon carcharias (great white shark)
Lineage: Eukaryota; Metazoa; Chordata; Chondrichthyes; Lamniformes; Lamnidae
Product: arrestin domain-containing protein 3-like
Exons: 7
Coding region: 112-1164 (350 amino acids)
Biological process (GO): protein transport
Cellular component (GO): cytoplasm
Source: RefSeq, a predicted model, not a curated record
UCCGCUCGAUCAAAACAAAAAUGGAUCUCUGAUUAUCCCAAGCCCGCCUGAUAUUUUACCGAGGGCAGAGAAAAUGGUCUCAAUUUAAAUCUCAGCACAUCGGCCGCAGCGAUGGGGAAAGUGGAGAGUUUUACAAUACUCUAUGACCGCGCUGUUGACAACACAGUCCCUACCUACACCGGCGGGGAAUGGGUCUCUGGCCGAAUUGUUGUGCAGGUUAAUGCUCAGAUCGAGGUGAAAGCUCUUAAAAUUCACGCCAAAGGACAAGCUUAUGUUCACUGGACGGAGAGACACACAUCGGGUUCCAAUUCCAAUACUCGACGCUACUCUCAGCAGAUCAGAUACUUCGAGCACAAGUACCUACUAAUCGGAGUCGAUGGUUCUGAACAAGUUACCAUUAUACCUCCAGGCAGACAUGAAUAUCCAUUCAGCCUUGUGCUUCCACAAACAUCACCACUUCCUGCCUCCUUCAACGGUGCUUAUGGCAAUGUGAGCUAUUGGAUGACAGCCAAAUUGCACAGGCCAUGGAAACUGAGAAUAAAAGUGAAAGAAAUAUUUACAGUAUGUGACCAAAUUGACAUUAAUGCUCCUUUACUGUUGUCACCACAGGUAGCUACAAAAGAGAAAACUAUUUGUUGCUGCUGCUGUGCCUCAGGCCCGAUAUCCCUAAGUGCCAAAAUUGAACGGAAGGGCUACACAUCAGGUGAAUCGAUUCGAAUAUUUGCUGAAAUUGAGAAUCAUUCUUCCCGCAAUGUGGUGCCAAAGGCAGCCAUUUAUAAAACAUGCACCUUCCAUGCCGAAGGAAAACGAAAAAAGACUUCAGAACUUGUAACCAAAUUGGAGGGAGAGCCGGUGUUGGGUGGCAAAACAGAAAGUUGGAAUGGAAUGGAACUGAAAAUUCCACCUGUGCCUCCCACACUGAUGAACUGCAGCAUUAUCCAGAUGGAAUACUCACUGAUGGUAUACCUAGAGAUCGCAGGCUCAAUGAAUUUAACUGUUAAUUUACCAAUUAUUAUUGGUACAAUUCCCUUGCAUUCCUUCAACAGCCAGGCUACCAACUUUAACAGCCAGUAUGGCAUGAACUACAACAGCUUAAGUGACACACUACCUGAAGGGAAAUCUGACUUUUUAUUCACCAACCAGAACCUGGGCUUCCAGACAUAGGGGAUGAAAAGCCGUAAGAGGACCAAUGGAUUGAGGUUUACAUUUGUCCUCUGGUUGGGUGGGUGGGGGAUUGUGAUGUCUACUUUGGCUUGCUCCUGAGGCAUCUGACAUAAUUCAAGUCCAUUCCAAAAACCUACUUAAUUUAGAACAGGACACAGCAACCAUUGUAUUAUGUUUCUUCUGUACGAUCAAGUAAUGACAAUUGUUAAUUUAAUUACUGUAAUUGAAACAACCUACAAGAUAUUUGCGUGAAUACCAACUCAGCUAUCGCAUGAACAAUUUUGUCUUGUUUUGUAAUGUGCUGAUUCCGUUCUCUAGAGAAUAUUUUCAGAGCCUUUCCCCAAAGAAGUUUUCAUUUCAGCAGUUAAUUAUGCCUCAUAUGCAUACAUCUGCAUUGUCAUAUCAUUAGUUGACAUCUUUACAUGUAUGUACAUAUGUAUUGGCACUAUAUUUGUGGGGAUUUCUUUCAAACUUAAUUUUUGCUAAAAAGGUUGAUUUUUAUGCUAAAUUUAAAGAAAAGACUAAAAUUUUUCCUGUUUUUAUCUUCCUGAAUGAAAAAAGCAUUAUGUUAAUGAUGCCAGCACAUGGAUUCCAUGCUUUUUCUGCUGCGCUAAUUGAUGUUGAAAUGUGAAGAAUUAAGCACCUCCACUUUUCAGCAGAAACAAGACAGCAAAUUGGCGUUUUUUCCACGGGAACCAGGAUUUAAAUUUCAUAGAAUAAUGUGUGCUAUUUAAGUGCUUCUGCUAAAUAACUGAAUUAUUUUCUUUGCAAACCUUUAUUCAUGAAGUCGCAACUCUGUGACAUGGGAUUGCUCGAAAUAAUUUCCACUCAGCUAGCAUUAUUUCACCAGAAGUGCAACACAAAGCCCCAUUAAAGCACAGAAGUGGGGUUUCUGUCAUACUUUUAGGGCAGGGUUUUCCCUUCAGCAAGUGGGGAGGGGGGGGCGCGGGGCCCGCUCACCGACGCGUGAAAUGAUGCGCGGUGACGUUGGGCAGAACUCCCGACGUCGCCAUGCCC